UGAGGCAGGCACGACAGGCUGCGAGGACGCGUGAACCUCAAAGCUCUUUGAGCAGACAGUUCAACGAUACCUCACCAAACCUCAGAAAUCCACGACAACAACCUUUACACACCCUUUCUAACCUCACAUCUCCACCUCUUAGAUUUGGAGUCAAGAUGUCUGCCAUGUUCAGCCAAAAUUCGUUGAUGAACGGCCCAAACUACUCCUUCAACCAAGCUCCAUCAGCCGCUGCUGGCAACAAACAGCACGGUUUCUAUCCUUAUACUGACAAUGGCGGCUCCACCCUCGCGAUCUCCGGCGCAGACUUCACCAUCAUGGCAGGCGACACUCGAUCCACAUCCGGCUACAACAUCAACACCCGCUACGCCCCGAAAGUCUUCAAGAUCGGCGGAACGACCUCAUCUCAAGACGAUGCCACGCUGGUUCUCUCCGUAGUAGGAUUUGCUGCAGAUGGGGAGGCUUUGAAGGAGCGCCUGGAUGCCAUAGUCAAGAUGUACAGAUACCAACACGGAAAGCCCAUGAGUGUCAAGGCCUGCGCACAGAGAUUAUCCACCAUCCUAUACGGCAAGCGCUUCUUCCCAUACUACGUCACAGCUAUUCUGGGUGGUCUAGAUGAGGAGGGCAAGGGUGCGGUAUACUCAUAUGAUCCGGUUGGCAGUUAUGAGCGGGAGCAGUGCAGAGCAGCAGGUGCGGCAGCAAGCUUGAUCAUGCCAUUCUUGGACAAUCAGGUCAACUUCAAAAACCAGUACAUGCCGGGCAGUGGGGUCGGGCAUGCGUUGCAGGAGAGAGAGAAGAUCCCAUUACCGAGGAGCGAGGUCGAGGACUUGGUCAAAGAUGCAUUUGAUAGUGCUGUAGAGAGACAUAUCGAGGUUGGCGAUGGUCUACAAAUGUUGAUCAUCACAAGCAAAGGUAUUGAGGAGAUCUACAAGCCGCUCAAGCGGGAUUAGAUGGGUUGGGCAUGGUAUGGCGCGUCUGGUUGGUUGUACAUUAGCAUGGAAUUUGAGCAAGCAGCUUUGACCGAGA
Messenger RNA from Cadophora gregata, 1023 nucleotides. It is a transcript of the gene PRE7, whose product is annotated as Proteasome subunit beta type-6. The record is from RefSeq and is a predicted model, not a curated record. Bases 156 to 947 code for a protein of 263 amino acids. The transcript is spliced from 2 exons. Gene Ontology annotation, cellular component: proteasome core complex. Lineage: Eukaryota; Fungi; Ascomycota; Leotiomycetes; Helotiales; Ploettnerulaceae.